CGCAUUUUGAACACAAGUCACAUUCUCAACGCGCAUUUAUUCCGCGUUGUUGACGCAUUUCUAAUCUUUCAGCGUAACAUUACAGAUAUUUUUGGUAAGUUUAAUUACUUUUUGUAAAUGAGCGGCAGUUUUGAAUCGUAAUAAAUCCGAGCAUGCGUAUUAUCAAGUAGUCUAAAGUCGUCAACUCCGUGACGAUACACACACACAAGCGGGCCGCAGUUUAUUUACGCUCGCGCAAGAAAUCGGUUCAGUGAAGUGAUGUAAACCUAUUUUUGUAUUUAGUUAACCUCACAUCUUACCUUAUAGGUGAUUCAUCAACAAGUAGUUGAGCGGUCCUGUGUUGCAUAUAACUCAAUGUUUUUGUCUAGUGGGAGGACGAAAUACAAAAUGUAAAAUAAAGUGACGUGUGCAAAUAAAAUCGAUAAGAAAUAUGGAAACGGUGAAGAGGUCACGCAAAUGAUAAUAAAAUGGAUAAUUGUUUCGCCGCUUGCGGCUCAUGCGGCUGUGUUGAUAAUGAAGGAAUAACCAAGGGCGACCUCGACCGGUUUACGGACAAAAUUGAGAAUGUUCUCAACGAUGAAAAGGGAAGAAGGUUGUUUAGAAACUUCAUGAUUACCUCCAAGAUGAAGGACGGCCGGCGAACGCUCAGCUUCUGGGAAGACGUCGAACGUUUACUUAUUGGGAAAGACAGCUCGGAAACAAUGUCACCGCGUAACUAUCUCAGGGCAGUAGACAGAUUAAUUGACGAUGCUGAAAGAAUAGAAGAAUUGGACUUCGCAGCCAUGGAGAGACUAACCAUCGCGCGGGACUCCGAAAACAAGGAGGAAAUCAAUGAAGUGCUAAAAAUAUUAAAAGUAGAAGCUACAAAAGCACUUAGAAGGGAAUACGGUGCAUUUAGAAGGCAUUUUGUAUUACAACAAAAAUAAAAUAUAGCUUCAGAGACUAGUGCCUUGUGUUUUGUAAGCAUUUUCAAAGUUCGCGCCAAUUUGUGAUAUUAAAAUUGAGUGUUGCAAUUAUUUACAUUUUAAAGGCAUGUUACACUAUACGUAAAAUAAAAUACGAUGCUUGCUAAUAAAGUACAAUCCAAGUUUGAACAUUAGAUUUAAAGUACCUACUCUGUGGAUCCAAGACUGCCAUGGUGUAUGUAACAUACCUUUGAGGUACUGCACUGAUGUAAUGUUACACAGUAAAUAACCUACUUAUUUUUGUUAGAUAUCCACAUAAUCCGUCCUUCACGCAUACACGAUUUUUUAUUUAUUUGUAGGUAUGUUCCAUGAAAACAAUUUAAGUUGAGUUGGAUGGCUAAAAGUUUUUGUGAUGAUUAAAACUGAUUGCUUUUACAA
Pectinophora gossypiella (pink bollworm) is the source of this 1343-nucleotide messenger RNA. RefSeq lists its product as uncharacterized. Lineage: Eukaryota; Metazoa; Arthropoda; Insecta; Lepidoptera; Gelechiidae. The coding region runs from base 468 to 926 and encodes 152 amino acids. The record is from RefSeq and is a predicted model, not a curated record. The transcript has a single exon.